Messenger RNA from Auxenochlorella protothecoides, 936 nucleotides. RefSeq names its product 26S proteasome non-ATPase regulatory subunit 7-like protein A. Bases 1 to 936 code for a protein of 311 amino acids. Lineage: Eukaryota; Viridiplantae; Chlorophyta; Trebouxiophyceae; Chlorellales; Chlorellaceae. Gene Ontology annotation, biological process: proteasome-mediated ubiquitin-dependent protein catabolic process. Gene Ontology annotation, molecular function: metallopeptidase activity; protein binding. Gene Ontology annotation, cellular component: proteasome regulatory particle; proteasome complex. The transcript is spliced from 6 exons. The record is from RefSeq and is a predicted model, not a curated record.
AUGGUGGCUACUCAGGCGGACCAGGUGGUGAUCCACCCGCUCGUCCUCCUGUCCGUUGUGGAUCACUACAACCGAGUGGCCAAGGACACCAAGAAGCGGGUGGUGGGCGUGCUGCUGGGCGAGAAAUACAAGGGCCGGAUAGAUGCUACCAACAGCUUUGCAGUGCCCUUUGAGGAGGAUGAGCGGGAUCCCUCCAUCUGGUUUCUGGAUCACAACUACCUGGAAAACAUGUUCCGCAUGUUCAAGAAGGUCAAUGCGCGUGAGCGCAUCAUUGGCUGGUACCACACCGGCCCCAGGCUGCGCGAGUCUGACCUGGACAUCCACGCCCUCUUUGCGUCGUACUGCGACAACCCGGUGCUCGUCAUCACGGAAGUGCAGCCCAAGGCCAUGGGCCUGCCCGUGCAUGCCUACGAGAGCGUGGAGGAGGUUCGGGAGGAUGGCACGCAGAAGAGCCGCCGGGUGUUUGUCAACCUGCCCACUGAGGUUGGAGCCACGGACGCCGAAGAGAUUGGCGUGGAGCACCUGCUGCGCGACGUGCGCGAUGCGACGGCCUCCACGCUUUCCUCCCGCGUCGACGGCAUGGUGACGGGCCUGCGCACGCUAGCGGCGCGGCUGGCGGAGGUGCAGCAAUACCUGGCCGCGGUGGUGGAGGGGCGCCUGCCCCUGCACCACGACAUCCUGGCCGGCCUGCAGGAUGUGCUCACGCUGCUGCCCAGCCUGGGCGGCGGCAGCCUGGCCCGCGGCCUCUCCGGCCAGGUCAACGACGCGCUGCUCAGCGUCUACGUCGCGUCCCUGGUGCGAGCGGUGAUUGCGCUGCACAGCUUGCUGGAGAACAAGGAGGCGCGGGAUGCGGGCAAGGUGGAAGGCGCAAAGGCGGCGAUCGAGCGCGCCGAGCCCGAGGCGCCGGCCACGGCCGAGAAGAGCAAGGAGAAGUGA